AUGGCGGAGCAAACAGUCAACAUACCGCAGACCCUCGUUUUCCUAAUCCUCUUCCUCCUCGCCAUCCGGUGGUACUUCUCAAAGCCAACGCCAGGGACCACCUCUUCCACCGGCACGCGAGCGACGACUCCUACAAUCAAUCGUGGGGUCCGGAUAAACCCUGCCCAGGUCGAGAACGUUGCACAAAUGUUUCCAAAUGCGAGUCGGAGAGACAUCAUGUGGGACCUGCAGCGGAAUGGUGGGAAUGUGACGGCGACGGUUGAGAGAUUGGUGGAAGGGCGGGGACUGGACACUCCCCCACAAUCUUUCCAACCCCCAACUCUCCGCACCUCGAACCCAAUCUCUCGGGCUACGGCACCGCUUUCAAAGCCAGCCCACCCUGAUCUCAUAACUCGUUAUAAUCUUUCCUCGAAAAUCAGCGCCGAGCCCUCAUCUUCAAUACCAGAGUCGAACGUGCCGAAGAAAGCAUGGUCAGCAGAUAAGAACGAGCGGCAGCAGAUGCUGCAGCGACGGCGUGACGACAUGAUCUUAGCAGCGCGGAGGAAGCUGGAGGAGAAGGAGAAGGCAAGA
Molecule: messenger RNA, 570 nt
Organism: Mytilinidion resinicola
Lineage: Eukaryota; Fungi; Ascomycota; Dothideomycetes; Mytilinidiales; Mytilinidiaceae
Exons: 2
Molecular function (GO): ubiquitin binding
Source: RefSeq, a predicted model, not a curated record